AUGGGUAGAAGAGUGAUGGCUGCGGCGCACGUGCUGCACUACGGAGUGGGCAUACCGGUUCGUAGGGUACCGACGGUGCUGAGGGCGCUGACCGGUGUGGAGUUGAGCCAGAGCGCGAUCACCCAGGACGCACUGCGCCGUGCCCGGGGCGCUGUGGGAGAUGGGUACCGUAGGCUUCGGGAGUCUGUGCGUGAGAGCGCGGUGGUGCACACCGACGACACGGGCUGGCGAGUGGGCGGAGAGUCUGCGUUCCUGAUGGCGUUCGAGACCGAUGACGCCACGGUGUACCAGGUGCGCUCUCGUCACCGUAACGAGGAGGUCAGGGAGGUUGUACCUGCCGACUAUGCGGGAGUGAUGGUGACCGAUCGAGCGCGGAGCUACGAUGCUCAGGCUCUGUCGGGAGUGAGACAGCAGAAGUGUCUGGCGCAUGUGCUGCGCUCGAUCAGCGAGGUUAUCGAGACCAAGGUGGGCAGUGGCCGCAGCUUCGGGAAGCGACUGAGCGAGUUGCUCAGAGAGGCGAUGGAACUGCGGGAGUCGGAACGUCGUGGAGAGGUGGCGGACUAUGGUGGGGAGACGGAGCGGUUGAGACGAGAGGUGAGCCACCAUCUGCGGGACCGUCCGCUGUCUGAUCGUGACAACUGGAGGCUGCAGAACGAGCUUGGCUGGCAGGAUGACCGUGGGAACCUGCUGCGCUUUCUGGACGAUGGUGGGAUAGAGCCGACUAACAACCGGGCGGAGCGGGCGCUGCGCGGUGCGGUGAUAGCGCGUAAGGUGUCACACUGCUCCAGGAAUGAGGCUGGUGCGGAUGCGUUCAGUGCGUUCACCAGUGUGAUCAGGACCCUGGCUCGGCACGGUGGGGGUCAGUCGGCGGUGGACGGUCUGUGUGGUGUGUUCAGCGGCGCGCCUGUCCACGCCCGCUCCAUCUGA
Geodia barretti is the source of this 927-nucleotide messenger RNA. NCBI's taxonomy places the organism in Eukaryota, Metazoa, Porifera, Demospongiae, Tetractinellida, Geodiidae. The record is from the annotation of a GenBank genome assembly.